AUGAAAAAUGCAGUAGUAAUAAUAAACUAAUCUUAUAUUUUAUUUGCUUUUCCAAUCUUUGAAAAUCAAGAAAAUUUAAAGUAAGAUGAAACGGACGUUAUUUGGAUUUAUUCUUUAGAGAAUUAAGAUUGGGAUAAGAUUAAGAGAGAGUAAGACAAUAGGGAACAAUAUAAUGACAAAUUUUUCGAGCAACCUAUUGAAAAACCUGAUAAGAUAUCUGAUAAGUAAUAAAAAAUUAUUGGCUAAACAGUUUGUUAUUAGUCACACAUUUAAGAGGGUGUUAAAGAUUAUGAUAUUUAUAGUAUAUUUGGUGGUGAAUUAAUUGAUUCCUUUAAACCUGUGAAUUUAAUUUAAUACAUUUUUGUUAACCUACAAAAGAAGUUAUUUUACUCUAAAUAUAUCAGAAGAUCAUUAAACCCAUUUAAAGGGUCUCUUAAGCCAUCUCCGUAUUAAUUAGUUUUACCAAUAACAAACAUAGGCUAAUUCAAGGAAAUAAAAUGUGCCUAUUUAAUUUUAAGACCCUUUAAUUAGACAAAAAAUAAUUAUUAUGAGGCAAUGCUUAAUCCUUCUAAUGUUACAAAAGCACAGUUGGUUAUAUUUUUGAAAUAAACCUAAACAACUAUUUUCCUCGAUAUUCGAUAUAAGAUUCCCAAAAGCUCUAAAUAUCGUCUUAAUAUUUUGGAGAUGAUGAAUUAAGAUGUGAAUUGGAUGGAAAUUUAGUAAUCAAAAAUCAAUAAAUGGCAAUGGAAAGCAGUUUUUACUAAUUUUAUCAAAUUAAAAAAUUUGAAGUUAAUUGAUAAAACAUCAAAAUUUAAUUAAAUUCCAUAAAAAACCUAAAUUAGAAAAGACAGCAAAAAUGAAUAAUUAGAUAAACAAAAAAAUCGCUAAAACAUUUCUUAAGAUGUAAAAUAAAACUAAAACAAAGGUAAGCUAAUACAUCAUGAUGUUUCGAAUGGAACAUUAGUAUCCCUUUAAUUUACUAUCACAUUAAAAUAUGAAGAAUAUGAAAAGGAUAUUCAGGGAACUGGAAUAGAUGGUUUACCAUUUACUUCUAAGGAUUGGUUAGUUGAAACAGAUAUUUCUUGGGAUUGGAUACUUAAAUAAGGUGAAUGA
Messenger RNA from Paramecium tetraurelia, 1113 nucleotides. RefSeq lists its product as uncharacterized. The transcript has 2 exons. The record is from RefSeq and is a predicted model, not a curated record. NCBI's taxonomy places the organism in Eukaryota, Ciliophora, Oligohymenophorea, Peniculida, Parameciidae.